GCUGGCGGGCCGGGCGAGGGGUGGAGUAUGGUGGCCGGGCUCCACCUCUGCCCGUGCUCCACCCGCCCACCCUUUUCUCUCUGGCUCAGUCAGUCUGAGUUCGGCCUGCUGGGAGGAGGACGCGGAGCGGAGGUGAGGAGGGGCGAAGGACGGACCCUUGCCGGCUGUACCAUUUGACUAUGUGGGCAGCUUGCUGCAGCUGGUCAUGCCUCAAUGGACUACCAGAAGAGAUGCAGGCCCACCCUCAGCAGGGGACUCGCACGCAGGCCUACUCCAACGCCGGCUACAGUUCCUUCCCUUCUCCCACAGGUUCUGAGCAGAGCUGUAAGGCUUGUGGGGUGCACUUCAACAACUCCUCCCUGAAGCACAUCUGCUUGGACUGUAAAAAGAAUUUCUGCCCAGACUGUUCGCAUCAGCCCGAAAGUGGCCCCUGCCUUUGCCUCCUCUGCGAGCGGUUCCGCGCCACGAACUUCCAGCGGGAGGAGCUGAUCAAGAUGAAGGUGAAGGACUUGCGGGACUACCUGGAGCUCCGGGAGAUCCCCACAGAGAUGUGUCGCGAGAAGGACGAGCUGGUGUUUCUGAUCAUCGGCCAGCAGCCCCCCGUCCCCCAAGGGGACAGGACUACUUGGGCCACGCUGUUUACGGUGGACUCCACUGUGCCGCAGCCGGACUUUGAGGCUGUGCCGCAAACCAGGUUGCCAGACCCUACCUCAAUGGAUGUCUCUCCAGCGUUGGACUCGCCAGAUCUGUCCUUGGAGUCAGAGGAGGCCCCCCAGGCAAAUGGGCAUGUGCCACCAAGCCAAGACGACAUGGCGGAAGUCGAGAAUGCAGUCGAAGCACUGACUGAGGAGGAGACGCAGUCCACCGACUCGGAGGAUACCUUGGUUUUGGGACGCAGGGCCUCGCUCUCGGACCUGACGAGCGUGCAGGACAUUGACGCCCUCUCAGUGCGGCAGCUGAAGGAAAUCCUCGCUCGCAACUUUGUGAAUUAUAAGGGCUGUUGUGAGAAGUGGGAGCUGUUGGAGAGGGUGACCCGCCUGUACAAAGAGAAGGACCUUCAGCAGCUGGUUUCUGACACAGAGGAUCAAAACGCUACAUCCAGUAACGCCACGCUCCCCGGCUCGGAAGAGAACCUCUGCAAGGUCUGCAUGGACUCGGUCAUCGACUGCGUCCUCCUGGAGUGCGGUCAUAUGGUCACCUGCACGAAAUGCGGGAAGCGGAUGAACGAGUGCCCCAUUUGCCGGCAGUACGUGAUCAGGGCCGUCCACGUCUUCAGGUCUUAAGGGGUGCUGGCUGCAGGACCGGCAAUUGUCUUGGAAUGCUUCUUCACUGCGAUGGAGGGAGCGUCGGCUUGCGAACACCCCGCCUCUGAUAUCCCUAAGAAGCUCAUAGGUGAGAGGCGAACAGCAGGACCGCAGGCCCUCGAGUUUCUUUUUUGGUGCGCAACCAGUGUGUGAAACACCACAGUGCCUGGAGAGCUGGAAGUCCUUAGUAGACACUCAAACACGACCCCCCAGUCUCCCCUUUUGACAUGUGAAGAUCUUGGCGAGAACCAGAGAGAACUGAGGCUUUUCCCCUCUCUCCGAUGACUAAACCAGGUGGCCUAAGAAAGUCAGCACAUGAGAGCGGAGACAGGGUUUGCUGCUACCAAUUCUCCUCCUUCCUCUGUCUAUAAAAUAUUCUGCUUCAGGUCAUGCCUUUCUGUGUUGGGCUUUAAAAGUGUAUUUCAGGGGCUCAUUCCUUUUCUGUUUUUUUUUUAAAAUGUGCAAAACUCCUUUUUGGUUCUUUUAUCUGCCUUACAGAUCACACUGUAGGGUUACCCCUUCGGUGGGUUUGGAGUUCUUGUAUAGAUCAGGUUUAAAGGUUAUCAGGAGGAUGCCCAUGAAGGAACACCCACUGUGGCACCCCGUGGUGGGGAUUUGCAACUGUGAAGGACUUGGGAGAAAUGUUUGUUUGCGUGUCUGGGUGCUUAACAUAGGCUCCUUGGGUCUACCUCCUGGUUUAGGUUUUUUUUAAAAAAUGUUUUGAUGACUGUUAAUUUUGUGAGCAAGUGCUUUGGGUUUCCGGGAGUUGCAAAUGAUGUUAGACUUGAUUAAAUGUGCAAAGUUCCCCAUGCAAGGAGAAUCCCAUGGUCUGAGCCAGAUCUCACUUGUGCAGUUCGUGUGGGUGGGGGAAUGAAGUCAGAAUAACUCUCAACUUCCCCCAAAGCCAUUGUUGUGAUAGUGAAAUCCUGCACUGUAAUCAGCCCUCUGCCAUGGUGGCCUUUGCCGUUCAGUUAUGGUUUCGGUCUCCGGUAGCUCAGCACCAUUUCCUUAGCCUGGGAUUUCACAGAUUCCUUGACUCCACUGCAGGCCAAAGACAGUCCAAGCUUCCUUAAGCUCCAAAGCUUCGUUUUGCCUUAAAAAUGCCACGUUUGGCUUCUGAAGAUGCCUUUUGUGAAGGGAAACCUGUCAAGCCAGUUCAUGGAGUUCUGGCAGAAGUUGCAUGCAGGUGGUUAGAUAUGACUUUGCCAAAGGCUGUGUGUGUGUGUGUGUGUGUGAGGAAUGAUUUCUGGAGGGGGGGGGGAAUGUUUGUCCAACCAGCUUCUGCUGCCUCUUCUAAUUUCGUGUGCCUUUUAGCAGUUGCUGGGUUUUCUCACCCACCCAUUCACAGUCCCACUCUUUCAGGAAUUCAGAAAACUCUGCUUAAAGACGAUGACGUCCAUCCCUAUGCCCUAAGAACAAAAGACCCAUUUCCUUGCCAAUUGCUGUGGACUCGCUGUGCGGAAACUUUUGUCAGAGAUCAAGGGUGACUUGGAAGUGGCUGGGGUGGGUAACUUGGUGAUGUUUCUGCCAUCCGCUUUCAGACAUAUAUUUAUUUUCAAAGGCCACUGGUCUUUUUUUCUCCCCCCCCACCCCUCCUUUCCAAAGUCUGCAGAGGCCUUACAAAAAUAUUAUUCAUUUUAGCACCAGCAGCUCAGGUUCUGUUGGCUGUCUUGGUGUACUCUACCUCAAGGUAGAUGGGCUGACAUUGAAGGCAGAGGCUGCAGUUUGGAGUUGGUAUCAACCCCUUCCCCACAAGACAUUAGAGUUAUCUUUAGAAAACCCCUUUCAGAAAUGUACAAAUGCUGUUCUUUCUGGAGAUCUAGCAGCCAUGUUGCACCCCUGAGGCUUCUGCCUGCCUUAGCCGACCCAGAAGGGAAUAUAGACCUUUUCCAUCCUUCAUUCAAGAUAGCCUUCAAGUGGCAAGGGUUACUAGGACUUUGCUCUUAGGUGCUCCAGUAAGCUUUGCAAAGUUUUUUUUUUAAAAAAACUGUGUAACCAGCUAGAUGUUUCUGGUACAGAAUGAUUCAAAACCAAAGAUGAUAAUGAAACAGGCUGCUGCCCUAAUUGCUCAAGUAAAGGAAAGGUUGGUUUUUUUUUUUUUUAAUCAAGCAAUACUGCUUGUUGCCUCCUAAAAAGUUGUUUGUGUUGCUGAUAUAAGAAAACAGACAAACCUGUUACAAGAAAUACCACUGUGACUCAAUUUGAAAUUCCAGUUUCAUGGCUAGAGUCGGAAGCCUUGUUGAAAACCAUGGCUCCUGGAUUCUCAGCUCUUCCCCCACCCCUGGGAACAGCUUUUUGCAAGGUAUGAUUUCUUCCCCUCUUUAAUACCAGGCACCUAACAGUUAACUGCACUGGAAAGGGUAUGAGCAAGAGAGGUGUUCAUAUGAUACACAGCAGGGAAGUUACCACCCAGGGCAUGACCCACCAUGCCCUUUGAGUACCAUCCCCAUUUAGCCAAGUUCAUCUCAAACUGCAGCUUGAGAAAUGAUUAAAAUCUAUCCAAGGUGCAGGGGUCAGUGGCUUUCCAUCACGAACUGGAGAAAAGUUAUUGGUGCAGACUGAUGCACUGUCAUUCAAGUAGGCUAUUAUAUGGGCUUGUGAGAGUCAGUUUGGUGUAGUAGUAAAGAGUGGCGGCCUCUAAUGUGGAGAACUAGGGUUGAGUCCUCACUCCGCAUGCAGCCAGCUGGGUGACCUUAUGUCAGUCAGUUCUCUCAUCCCCACCUACCUUACAGGGUGUCUGUUGUGGGGGAAGGAGAUUGGAAGCCACUCUGAAUGAAGGGCAGGGUAUAAAUUGAACUCUUUCUAUGACCAAAUGGAGCUAGCUAAACUAGUUCAGCGGCUAUGUUUUUGAAAGGAAUGCUGAGAAAUGAUUCUCCAACAGCAGCCAGUUUCCCACUGUCAGUUUAUAUUUCUCUGGUUACAUAAUCUAUACUCUGUUCCCCCACCCCCUUUACAAAGUUGAGUAGUCUGGCAAAAAGUCGAUGUUUCUAUCUAGAGAGUUUGGAUGGUGGGGUUGGUGAAAGGAAGCUGCUGGAGGAUACAUUUCUUGAAAAUAUUUUGUAUUAAUGCCUGACCUGCUUGAAAAUAAAUGUCUUCUGGGGAGAAACAGUGUGGUUUGAAAAGGCUAACUCUGAUAGAGCGUUGUGCUUUAUAAUUUUGUAAUAAAAUGGAAAUGUUAA
Messenger RNA from Heteronotia binoei (common prickly gecko), 4483 nucleotides. It is a transcript of the gene RFFL, whose product is annotated as ring finger and FYVE like domain containing E3 ubiquitin protein ligase. NCBI's taxonomy places the organism in Eukaryota, Metazoa, Chordata, Lepidosauria, Squamata, Gekkonidae. Gene Ontology annotation, biological process: proteasome-mediated ubiquitin-dependent protein catabolic process; negative regulation of extrinsic apoptotic signaling pathway via death domain receptors; protein K48-linked ubiquitination. The record is from RefSeq and is a predicted model, not a curated record. The transcript is spliced from 7 exons. Gene Ontology annotation, molecular function: ubiquitin protein ligase activity. Gene Ontology annotation, cellular component: plasma membrane; cytoplasm. Bases 180 to 1283 code for a protein of 367 amino acids.